Molecule: messenger RNA, 1590 nt
Organism: Danio aesculapii
Lineage: Eukaryota; Metazoa; Chordata; Actinopteri; Cypriniformes; Danionidae
Gene: serpinh1a
Product: serpin peptidase inhibitor, clade H (heat shock protein 47), member 1a
Exons: 5
Coding region: 165-1376 (403 amino acids)
Biological process (GO): collagen fibril organization; negative regulation of endopeptidase activity
Cellular component (GO): endoplasmic reticulum
Molecular function (GO): serine-type endopeptidase inhibitor activity
Source: RefSeq, a predicted model, not a curated record
ACAACAGCAACCAUUCUAAUACUCCUUUCUCAACUUCCAGAAGUUUCUUUUCCCAUCUAUAAAGUCUAGGUGAAGGAUUUGGUGCCUGGGAAGUCGACGUACCCGAGAGGUUGUAGAGAGGUUUUUCAGGAGCUCUGAGAGGUUGUAAACUUACCUCUAAAAUCAUGUUGGCAUCAAACGUGCUUCUCCUGUGCCUAUUGGCCACUGUGAGCGCAAACAAGACCCUGAGCAGCAUUGCAACCACGCUAGCCGACAACAGCGCCACACUGGCCUUCAACCUGUAUCAAAACAUGGCGAAAGAGAAGGACAUCGAGAACAUCCUGAUUUCCCCAGUGGUAGUGGCCUCGUCACUGGGUCUGGUGGCUCUUGGAGGAAAGUCCAACACUGCUUCUCAGGUCAAAACUGUAUUGAGCGCCACUUCAGUGAAGGAUGAGCAACUCCAUUCUGGGCUUUCGGAGCUCCUCACCGAGGUCAGCAACCCAAAGGCACGUAAUGUCACCUGGAAGAUCAGCAACCGCUUCUACGGGCCCAGUUCUGUUAGCUUCGUUGAUGACUUUCUGAAGAGCAGCAAGAAGCAUUACAAUUACGAACACUCCAAAAUUAACUUCCGCGACAAACGCAGCGCAGUGAAAGCCAUUAACGAUUGGGCUUCAAAGUCUACUGAUGGAAAGCUGCCGGAGGUGACCAAAGAUGUGGAGAAGACAGAUGGAGCCAUGAUCAUCAAUGCCAUGUUUUAUAAACCACACUGGAAUGAGCAGUUUCAUCAUAAAAUGGUGGACAAUCGUGGUUUCUUAGUGCACCGGUCAUACACCGUCUCCGUACCCAUGAUGCAUCGCACAGGCAUUUAUGGCUUCCUUGAUGACACAACCAACAAACUUUUAGUUCUGGAAAUGCCGCUGGCCCAUAAGAUGUCAUCUUUAGUCCUCAUCAUGCCAUACCACGUAGAAUCACUGGAAAGAGUGGAGAAACUGCUGACACGUCAACAACUGAACACCUGGGUCAGUACAAUGGAACAGACAGCAGUAGCAGUUUCUCUCCCAAAGGUCAGCAUGGAGGUCAGCCACAACCUGCAGAAACAUCUCGGUGAACUGGGUCUUACUGAAGCUGUGGACAAGGCCAAGGCUGAUCUGUCCAACAUCUCAGGGAAGAAAGACCUCUAUUUGUCCAAUGUUUUCCAUGCCUCGGCCAUGGAGUGGGACACAGAGGGAAAUCCACCUGAUACUAGCAUCUUUGGUACUGACAAGCUGAAAAAUCCCAAACUCUUUUACGCCGACCAUCCUUUUGUCUUCCUGGUGAAGGACAACAAGACAAACUCCAUUCUUUUCAUGGGCAGGCUGAUCCGACCGAAGGGUGAUAAAAUGAGGGAUGAAUUGUAGCUUUGGUAAUUUAAAUGCGAGUGUAUGUGGGAGUGUGUGCAGAUUUGUGGAUGUGUGUAAAUGGUACACCUGAGUUUGUUCCAUCUGUGGACACCUUGUGCUAUCUUUUAAUCUUUAAACUAGUGCUGUCAAACAAUUAAUCGCAUCCAAAAUACACGUUUGUAUUUACAUUAUGUGUGUGUACUCACACAUUUACAUAUAUAUUUAUACAUAA